AUGUCAGCUUCUGCUCCGUCGUUACAUACCAAGAGCAACACACAAAGCAACACUCAGAGUCUCUACAACACCUUGAACUUCCAGGGUCGGGAAAUGCCCCCCGACCAGCUGUUGAAGAUGCUGGUGAACAUCCUGGGUGAUCCUCGACAUCCCAUUCGGAAGCAUCCGGAGAUCUUCCCUAUGUUCUCCAAGAUUACCAAAAAAGCCGUGAUGACGAAGGCACCGCUAGUGGCCAGCCAGGACAUCAUCGACGCCUCGCACAUGGCCGCAUCCAUUCGUGAGCUGAUGCAGCCUAGGAAGGUGAAGCCUUUGCCGUCAGAUCUGGACGGAACUUCCAUGGAACAGUUAUCCACGAUGCGCACGGAGAUUCUGAAGCUGUAUGCCCAGCCAGGGGGCAGCAUUGCCGUGCAGAAGUCGCAGUUGGUAAGCCUCACGCCUAAAGAGAUUCUGGAUCUUGCAGACUCCUCCUUCGGCCAACUGCACUCCCUGGUUGCAUGCCUAGAGGCUACCAUCGAGAAAACGGAGACUGACGUGGAGUUCUGUCAGAGGCUUCGGCUUCACCACGCUGUAGAAAGGACCGUUGUGAUCAUGCGGCACUUCAGCUCAAACCGAGAGGUGGUGUUCCGCGGGUUCCAGAUCCUAGGGCACUUGACGAAGCACGACCUCCUCUCCGUCGACGCAAUCCUCGAGAAGUCUGUUGCGCCAGACAUUCUCCUGUCCUCGGACAAUUUCCCCAGCGAUCAGGAGAUGCAGCUGAUCGCAUGCCAGGUGCUGCGGCGCGUUUACCUCCGAGCACGUGAGAACACAAUGGCUGGUUCGCGCAUAGUCAUUUUGGGGAAGCAGCUGGAUGAGGUAUGGACGUUCCAUGGCCUCGCACGAAUUUUGACCUCGAUGAAGCUGUUUCCGCAAGAUGCGGAGAUCCAGCUGGAAUCCUGCGUGCUACUUGCAUCCAUUGGCGAGCUGCUGCAUAACAAUGGUUAUGCCACGGAAGUCUUCAAGAUCCUGGAUCUUGCCAUGCGCAAGCAUGGGCAACGGGCCGACCUUGUGUCCCAGGGCAUUUUGAUUAUUGCGCGUCUCGGCGCCUCCUUCCUGGCCGUCGAACAUCGGGGUGUCCGCACUAUCGUGGAUGCCAUGGCGCGGCACCGCUCCAACAAGGAGCUACAGAAGACGGCCGUUCGCGCCCUCUUCGCCCUGUCCAAGGACGAGCUAGCCUUGAAGGCGUCUCGCUCUGGAGGAGGUGUUGGAGCGAUCUUUGCAGCCAUGGCCGCGCACCCAGAUGCCACGCAGGUUCUGCAGGAAGGCACACGAGCUCUGGAGAAGCACUGCCCUCGAGCAGUUGCCAGCAUUGCUCGGCUUUGCGGCGAUCUCAUAGCCGUGCUCCCGCCUGUUGUUUGGUCCUCGGGUCCUGAUUUGGGAGGAAUGCUGCAGGUCCACCUGGACGUGGAGCAUUUGAAGUCCAAUGGCUGGGCACCUCGAGGCAUUGAGAAUUUCGUCGCAGAGUUCUCUCCUCCUGCCGAACGCUCUAACGAUGAGGAGGACUUGCUGCACCUUUGCGCAGGCUUCCGGCGCAAGAAGGGCUUGCGUGAUGACAUCGACGCAGCUGACUCCCAGUGGAUGUCCUUGGGCAGCGUGCGGGUGAUGAUGCCAAGGAGCUCAACCCACAACAUUCUCCAAAAGGACAUCAACGCCCUGACGGGUCGUGGGUGUGACGUGGAGAUUUUGCGGCAGGCUGGCCCCAAGAGAGAGCACGUUCAAGGAAUUUGCGAGGUCCUGGCGGAGGGCGUCGGGCCGAAGAAGUACACAGCUCAGGAUGGCGAGCUGCUCGUUCUCAUCUUGGGCCACUUCGCGUGGUUCUCCCACACGCAUGCGAGUGAAAUCAUUGAGUUUGGAGGACAUCAGGCGAUCCUUGAUUGGCUUCGCACAGAUCGCUUCAAGGGCCAGAGGGAUCCAAGAGAUGAUGCUUUGGCUUUCCCCAUGCAGCGUGCAUGCCUCUCCACACUUAGUUGCUUGUGCCGGCAUGGCAUCGACACUGCUGGGCACCUCCUGGAGCUGGAGGCAGUAGAGACGGCUGUGCAGUUCACUGGCCACCUUGAGGCUGGAAUCCGCUGUGCCUCAUUGCGACUCCUUGCAAGGCUGCUCCCAUAUGCUGUGAAGCGCUACACGGGGAAGGACUCCAAGGACUCGAUGCCCAUGGACGAGAUUUGGCCAGCCAUUCUUGGUGAGUUGCGGAGCAGUGAAGAGGUCUUGCGCACUGCUGCGGCAACCUGUGCAGUGGAAGCGAUCAACAGCGGGACGCUGCCGACAGACCCAGGUAUGACCCAGAGCUUGGCACAAGCCCUGCUAUUUGCGCUGGAUGCCGCUACCCUGGCGGACUCCGCUGCCUCUGCCUUGCCUGUUCUGAUCGCCGUGUCUCGUAUGGUGUCGGACACGGAGGACGAGCAUGCCUCCACUGCAAUCAAGAAUUGUGACACGCUCAUCCCGCUCUUGACGGAUUGGCUACCAAAGGCGACACAAACCCGGGCAGUCUCCACUGCCAAAGCUGCGGGCCUUGCUGCUGCCAGUACGCUACGAACCUUGAGUGACGGCGGCGCUGCAUUUGGAGGUGCUGAGCUAGCCGCAAUUCUGCGGUACGGCACCAGCGUGUCCGCAGAGCUGGCGUUGCAAGAGGCUUGCAAGGCGGCCAUCGAGCUUGCAGUGCAGCGGGAGCCAGAUGCAAGUCUGCUGGUGCAAAUGCUGACAGGGAGGCUUCGACUGGGAAGCAGUGGUGAGGAGAAGAUCGCCGACCUUACCAUUUUGAUUCGAAUAGCACAAAGGGCUGUCGUGUUGAUCAAGCAGGACCCCAACCAAGCCACCGAGUCGCUCCUCAUGGCAUUGGAGGAUUCCAACGAGCUGAUUCAAUCCAUCCCUCCUGACUUGCCCGGGGACAGGGACAUGGAUGGCAUCCUCCAGGAGUUGAUGACCCUAACCAGCAAGAGCAUCGGUUUGGCAGAUGGACAAGAGGAAGAGGAAGGCCUAUGA
Molecule: messenger RNA, 3018 nt
Organism: Symbiodinium pilosum
Lineage: Eukaryota; Dinophyceae; Suessiales; Symbiodiniaceae
Source: the annotation of a GenBank genome assembly